Messenger RNA from Musa acuminata subsp. malaccensis (wild Malaysian banana), 3294 nucleotides. RefSeq lists its product as uncharacterized. The record is from RefSeq and is a predicted model, not a curated record. NCBI's taxonomy places the organism in Eukaryota, Viridiplantae, Streptophyta, Magnoliopsida, Zingiberales, Musaceae.
CACCGACGGUCAUCCGACCCGCACCAUUCGCCUCCCAUGAUCUCAUCGUAAUCUUCCCCGUCUCCCCAUUCCGACCCCUAUAAAUUGGCCGACGCUUUCCUCUCCUCUUCUCUUCCCACUCUUCCCCGCCCCAGCCUCCGGUAGCUUCCUCCGACCAAAUCCUUAAUCUCAGUCUAGUUUCUCCGCUCGACCUCUAUCGGGUUCGGGCUCCUCUCCAAUCCACCUCCGGUUCAUCCUGGAAUCCUACUCGCCUUCGAUAUCUUCAAGAAUUAGGGCUUGGCCAACCAUCUCAAAACCCUAGGAUCGCUCUUAUCACCCGAUCCCUGCUUGGAAGGCCGAGCGUCCUCUUUUUUGGUGCCAGAAGCCCUUAUUUUUUUCUCGGCCUGGGCUCCUCGCUCGGAGGCGGGGCUGAGCUCGAUCGCCCUGCCGAGGGGCUAGCACCGUCCUGUCAGAACCCAUGAACGCCGCCGCCGUCCUCGGCGGAGCCGUUCCGGUGCCCUCUUUUCAGGCAGCCAGAAAGGAGUGGCGUGCCGUCACCGAGCACUCCUUCCGGAGCAGUGGAGUGGAGAAACAAGUGUGUGUUAAAUCGGGCCAAUCAGCCGAGAGAACAAUAUAUGAGGUGCAGGAGGGUACAAGCCUGCUGGAUGUGGAUCCUUGUUCAGUUACUACUGAAGGUGUUGGUGAGUUGAAUGAUGAUAUAUUGCAGCAGAAGCUGCAAGAAAUCACGAGGCAGAGAGAAAGGCUUCAGCAAAUGGAGAUUGAGCUCCGAGCUAGGGCGAUUGCCAGAUCAGAUAUCCUGGAGGUGCAGAAUAGUUUUGAAGGACAGCUAAAGGAGCAAAUAGAUUUCAAUGCUAAUCUAAAGGAGCAACUACAUGAACGGGAGCAACACAUACUUGAAUUGGAGAUGAAACUAGAAGAGAAGGAUAGAGAGCUACAUGCUAUGAAAAUUGACACUGAAGAAGCAUGGGCAAAAGAGGACCUUCUCAGAGAACAAAACAAGGAGCUAGUAGCUUUCAGAAGGGAGCGGGAUAAAUCGGAAGCAGAAAGAGCACAACUUCUGAACCAAAUACGUGAUCUCCAAGAGCAUAUUCAAGAGAAAGAGAAUCAAUUUUUUGCACUGCAAGAACAGCAUAGAGUCGUACAAGAAACUAUCCUUUUCAAGGAUGAACAGUUAAGGGAGGCGCAAGCUUGGAUCGCACGUGUUCAAGAAAUGGAUGCUUUGCAGUCUUCUACUAACCAGUCGUUACAAGCUGAGCUACGAGAACGUACUGAGCAGUUUAACCAAUAUUGGAUGGGUUCUCAACGGCAGUUUGUCGAAAUGGAGCACUAUCAUAUGCAAGCUAUCCAGCAGCUUCAGCUAGAGUUGGCUGAGGCAAGGGGAAAUAAUAGACUGUUUAUAGAUGGUUUGCAAGUUACUCAUGAGAACUCAGUGGAUUCAUCUUCAUAUGAUGGAAACCAGAUCAAUGUGAAAGAUGAUGGAAAAUCAGAUACUCACUUGGGAUUCACAUCUAAUGGAAGUGUAGAUAGGACCAUGCCUCAUGUUUCGGCUUCCAAUUCUUCUACUAAGACUGAUCCUCUCCCCAGUGUUUCAGUUGUGCCAUCUUCCAUAAUUAGUAUGAAUGCCUUAAUUCCUCCUGGCCAAAUGUCUGCAAUGCAUAGUUAUGUAAUGGAUCCACAGUCUGUAGCAUCCACCAAUUCUCCUAUUCCUCAGUCUCACAUGGGUCAUUUUCAAUCAAUGCCUAUGGUUCCACCUCACCAACUUUGGCAAAAUCAUCAGACUGCAUCAGACAUCUCACAGAUACCUAAUCAGAGCAAGUUCGUGACAUCCCAAACAGAGCAAGAUAUUUUAAGACCAGAUACCCAUUCUAGCUCCAAUCUGCUUGGUGAAAUACAGAUGGUCCAUCCUGACCAACUUAACAGCCACACAGACCAGCAACAGAUGUCUGGCCCUCCAGGCAAUGAUUCAAGUGAAAAACCUCAGAACACAUUUACACAACAACCACAAGGGACCGUAGAUGCACCUUCUCACUUGGAUUCAGCAAGAGAAUUCUACCCACCAGAAAAGAAGAAUGAACCUGGGGUUGAGGCCAGUAUAACUGCAGAUAACCAAUCACAAGAUCAGGUGCUCGAAUCUGAACAACGUCUAACUUCUGGUAUCAUGUUAUCAGCCAGUCAAAGUAGCUCCUCUAUCAGUUUAAAUGGUACUGAAGAAUCUGCUGUAUCGGCUGCACCUGAUUCAAGUAUUUUGAUGCCUGGUAAACCUCUAGUGGAACCCAAUCUUUUAGAUGAAAGAUCACUUUUGGCUUGCAUUGUCCGUGCUGUUCCUGCCGGAUCAGAUGGUAGAAUCAGAAUCAGUACAACACUACCAAAUAGGCUUGGGAAAAUGCUUGCACCCCUUCACUGGCACCAUUACAAGAAGUACCAUGGAAGGCUUGAUGAUUUUAUUUCACAUUAUCCUGAAUUAUUUGUUAUUGAAGGGGACUUUAUUCACCUUCGCGAGGGAGCACAACAAAUUAUAUCUGCAACUGCUGCUGUUGCCAAAGUUGCUGCUGCUUCUGCAUCUUCUGCUCCUUACACAUCAUUAUUGCAUUCAGUUGCUGUCACUCCUGUUGCUCAAAUCAGUCGCCAGAAAAUGGCACAAUCAAUUGAAUCAAAGGUUGCAAACACCAUGCCUUCUGCAGUUGGUGCUGCUGUUACUGAUAUUGGAGAUUCAAGUAACAACUGCUCCCAGAUUUUGACAACACAGAACCAACAACCAAAUGGUAUCAGAGUUAACAUUAUUCAGGGGCUAUCAGAUGUCACAAUUUCAAGUAAAUUAAAGAAUGUCCAAGAAGCUAAUGGUUUCCCAUCUGAAUUCCAAACUGGCCAUUCCUCUUUCAACUUUAGUGUUGGAAGUACAGCAAACCUUGAUAAAACGGGUUUGUCCUCUUCGCAAUGCCAAGGACCAAGUAAUGGAAGACAUAGUUUUGGAGGGAAGCAGCAAGGGAGGUCAACUGGAGCUGGCUUGAUUUCAAGGAGAUAGUGUUACCAGUUGAAACUUGCAACCCAAUUACUUGGAUGGAAAUUGCAGCCAAACAAAGUUUGGAAUUUAUUUCAGGAUAAAGCUCUCUGAUCAUCUUUUCCCAGGUUUUUAUGUUGAACUAUAACCAGGGGCUUUUCCUUUGUGUGAAUUUUUUCUUCUCUGCCAACUUGUACUUGAGUUCAUGUUUCAAAUUGAAAGUGAAAAAAAAAGAACAAGAAUUCUUUGCAACUGUGCAAAUUUUAAUGCAUCUUCUUGACUUGAUUUGAUGAUUA